GUAGGCUCAAAGUUCCCGUGAAUAGAACCCGCGAAGCCAGGGCGGUUGGAGUUCGGGAGUUAUGAGGAAAUGAAUAGAUUAAAGAGUUCGCAGCGAGAAAAAGUCAGGCAAUUUGUUCUCUGUACCGAAACCAACGAGAGAACAGCUAUUGCUUGUUUGAAUCAACAUGACUGGCGUCUUGAUGUUGCCUCUGAUAACUACUUCCAAAAUCCUGAUCGUUAUUAUUCCGAGUCUAAAGUAGCUGUGGAUAAAAAGAGGCUAGCGCACUUGUUUGAUCGCUACAAGGAUCGUGAUGAUGAAGACAAAAUUUUGGCAGAAGGAAUAGGGCACUUUUUAGAAGACUUACACUUAGAUCCCGCUAGCCUUAAAGUUCUUAUUAUUGCAUGGAAAUUUAAAGCUGCAACACAAUGCGAAUUCAGUAAAAAAGAGUUUAUUGAUGGAAUGACAGACCUAAAUUGUGAUUCUGUGGAAAAGUUGAAGAGUAAAUUGCCAUCAAUAGAAUCCGAGUUAAAAGACUUUGCAAAGUUCAAAGACCUUUACCAAUUUACAUUUAUCUUUGCCAAAACCCCUGGGCAAAAAAGUUUAGAUUUAGAAAUGGCAAUUGCAUACUGGAGAAUUCUACUUAGCACACGGUUCAAGUUCUUGGACCUUUGGUGUGAAUUUCUUCUUAACCAUCACAAGCGUGCUAUAUCUAGGGACACUUGGAAUCUGUUACUUGAAUUUAGCAAUAUGAUAGAAGAUGAUAUGUCAAAUUACGAUGAGGAAGGUGCCUGGCCUGUGCUGAUAGAUGAAUUUGUAGAAUUUGCAAAACCUCGAGUCACUUCUGGAAAACAGACCACUGUAUAAUACUUCACCAAAGAAACAUUUUACUAAAUACUUUCCAAAAAAUGACUUUUUUAAUGCUAUCUUGAAGAUCUGAAACACUGUUCACCAUGAAGAUUAGUSCAGUGUUUUCAAUCAGAUUUACUGGGUAAUGUUUCAAACCAAUAUUCUUUUGGGGUUUGAUAGGAAAGGUGAUUUGUAUGGUUAAAAUAUUAUGUAUAGUUCCAGUGAAAAAAUAACAGCUGUAUUUCUAUAACAAGCAUUUUCUUUUUGUAUAUAAUAUGGUUUAACUGCUAGCUCUUUUAUUGUCCUCAUGGCUCUGUUUGAGUAAGCCUUAAGGCAGUCUCUCAAUAUAGGUGUACAAUCAAUAUUUAUCGGAGGCUACUCAGAAUUCAAAAAGGUACUGAUGCCAAGCCAACACCUCAGAAAAUGUAAUCAGGAAAAGCAUCACACAGGACCAUAUUUAAUUUCCUGACUUAGCAUSUAUUCAAAUAAAUGAAUAAUGGAGCACAAUUAUGACAAUUUAAAAAAAAAUACAUGAAAAUAUAUUACUCUGUGAGUAAUCAUCUAAAAUAUGCUCUAACUUGAAAUUUAAGUGGAGUAAUUUCAUACUCAUUCCCAGUCCCUGUUUGAAUUCUGGAAAGGCAAAUUAAAUCAAAAUAUAGCAUAACCACUGCUGAAACAAAUACACAACUGAUUGCUUGUCUGUGAUUGACAUGUCUUGAAAGAUAAUAUAUGCACUAUAGGCUUAAUUUACUCGUGUAAAAUGCAAUUUGAUUGUUUAUUGUAUGGUUAUGAAUAAGACUGAAUGUUUGUAUGUUUUCACUCAAGGUGUAAGUUAUAUUCUGACUUCAAUGUSUGGGUCAGAAAAUGACUUCAUUAUUUUAGAAUGUAAAUUUGUGAGACUGAAUUUGUAUCCAUUAUUGUAAAAUAUUCAAAAAGGAAGAUGUCUUGAUCAAAAUGGUCAUGCUACUUUACCCAGCCAUCAAUGAACAUUCAUUCAAUUGAUGCUGUUUUUAAGCAGGAAACACUCCCUGAAAUCUAAUGGAAUAGCGAACAGGAUAAUGCACCUCAGUCUUUGGUCAGUUAGAAGUGGUGUUAAGUGAUAGUUAGACACUACAAGCAGUAUUUAUAAAAAAUUAAUUUGGUCAUUGCUGAUUUAGAAACUUCAAACAGUGCCAUGAGGGUAUAUAAACCAUUAUGGUUUUAUUAAUAAACCAAUAAUGUGGGAACAGAGUUUUUGUGGCCAUUUCAGAAAAAAAAGGAAAAAAAAACACAUGCAAAGAAAUAAAUCCAUUACCGAUACACAA
Molecule: messenger RNA, 2132 nt
Organism: Exaiptasia diaphana
Lineage: Eukaryota; Metazoa; Cnidaria; Anthozoa; Actiniaria; Aiptasiidae
Product: DCN1-like protein 2
Exons: 7
Coding region: 70-846 (258 amino acids)
Biological process (GO): positive regulation of ubiquitin-protein transferase activity; protein neddylation
Cellular component (GO): ubiquitin ligase complex
Molecular function (GO): cullin family protein binding; ubiquitin-like protein binding; ubiquitin conjugating enzyme binding
Source: RefSeq, a predicted model, not a curated record